Molecule: messenger RNA, 1743 nt
Organism: Clupea harengus (Atlantic herring)
Lineage: Eukaryota; Metazoa; Chordata; Actinopteri; Clupeiformes; Clupeidae
Gene: phf10
Product: PHD finger protein 10
Cellular component (GO): npBAF complex
Source: RefSeq, a predicted model, not a curated record
UGUUUAUGUCACUGUCCGCCAUUGAAAUUACCAAAAUGGCAACUGUACUCUCACCAAGACAGUGCGACAGUGGUCCUGCGACACCUGGAACGCAAUCUUUAAAGGAUGACAACUUCACGGAGGAGAACUCUAAUGAUGGCAGCCAAGCCCCUAAAAGACGCCGAAUGGGCUCCGGGGAUAGCUCUAGAAGUUGUGACACGUCUAGUCAGGAACUUGGACCCACUUAUUUCCCGGCGGAAAACUUAACUGAAUACAAAUGGCCACCAGAUGACACGGGAGAGUAUUAUAUGCUGCAAGAGCAAGUUAGCGAGUAUCUGGGGGUGACCUCGUUUAAACGCAAAUAUCCAGACUUAGAGAGGAGGGACCUUUCUCACAAGGAGAAGCUGUACUUGAGGGAGCAAAAUGUCAUCACUGAAACACAGUGUACUUUGGGCCUCACAGCUUUGCGAAGUGAUGAAGUGAUAGACCUGAUGAUUAAGGAGUAUCCAGCUAAACACGCAGAGUAUUCAGUCAUUCUCCAGGAACGGGAGCGACAGAGGAUAACGAAAGAGUACUCAGUCAGUACUCAAAGUGCGCAGCAGCAGACACCACAGAAAGUUGAGGCAAGCAAAGUGCCAGAGUACAUCAAGAAAGCUGCCAAGAAAGCAGCUGAGUUCAACAGCAACUUCAACAGAGAGCGCAUGGAGGAGAGACGAGCAUACUUUGACCUUCAGACACACAUCAUCCAGGUUCCUCAGGGCAAAUAUAAAGUUUUGCCCCCAGAGCACACUAAAACUGGACCCUACCCUGUGGCCCUAAUCCCUGGGCAGUUUCAGGACUACUACAAAAGGUACUCGCCCAACGAACUACGUUAUCUGCCCUUGAAUACUGCUCUGUAUGAGCCUCCUCUGGAUCCAGAGCUUCCAGCACUUGAUAGCGACGGAGACUCCGAUGACGGAGAUGGGGAGAAAGGAGAAGACGGCAAGAAAAAAGGCUCAUCAGACAGCUCAUCAGGGAACACAUCUGAUGGGGACAGCCAGGAUGGUGGGGUCCCCUCCAAAGGCAAAGCCAAGGACCGCAAAGACAACACCCCGCGUGCCCUCCAACACAAAUCCCACCCUGGGUACAAGCCUAAGGUCACUCCCAAUGAUUUUUGUGGCAUAUGCCAGAAGGGUAAGAAGUCCAACAAGAAGGGCAAGCCUGAGGCUCUCAUAAACUGCUCGCAGUGCAAGAACAGCGGUCAUCCGUCGUGUUUGGACAUGAGUGCGGAGCUGGUGGCCAUGAUAAAAACGUACCCGUGGCAGUGCAUGGAGUGCAAGACGUGCACUGUGUGUGAACAGCCCCACCACGAGGAGCAGAUGAUGUUCUGCGACAAGUGCGACCGCGGCUUCCACACAUUCUGCGUGGGAAUGGACUCUCUCCCUCAGGGUGGUUGGGUCUGUGAGAUCUGCAACAAGGACUUCUCCACUCCGAAGAAAAAAGGGGCCAAGACGCCAAAAAAGGGGAAAUCGACCCCUAAGUGAAUACAAGUGUAGACCAUUUUGAAUAAGCUUUUUAAAGGUUUUCAGGUGAUAUUUUGAUAAAAUGAUUUGUUUAUAUUUGUUCUGGACUUUUGUAUUGCUCACCUAGGUGCUACAAUCAUGUACUGUAAAUACUGACUUGCCUUGUUUUUAAAUGUACAUCUUUUUGUAUUCAUUGUAAUAAACAGUGUUUAUUAAUGUAUGACAGGCAUCAACUUUUCUAAAAUAAAGUUUUUGAUAAUCA